Messenger RNA from Cydia pomonella (codling moth), 1171 nucleotides. RefSeq lists its product as uncharacterized. Lineage: Eukaryota; Metazoa; Arthropoda; Insecta; Lepidoptera; Tortricidae. The coding region runs from base 643 to 1131 and encodes 162 amino acids. The transcript is spliced from 2 exons. The record is from RefSeq and is a predicted model, not a curated record.
UCUCCUAUUGGUCGUUGCUGUCAUUUAUGAUGCUCAUUCCUUAUUACAUCGUAAUUACAUAAUUCUCGAUGGGACUCUGCUAUUGGGUAGGUAAUUAAUGAUUCCCUAACUGCAUCCAUUAAUUAGGCGACAUUGCUCAUUUACGAGUAAACUGUUAUGAGCCUUUCAUAUAUUCUUAGACCAACCAACAGACGUUUCUCAGGGGUCACGGUUCUAACCUAACCUAACCUAUCAACAGCGGGUCACGGUUUAAACCUAACCAACCUGUCUCUAAUGCCAUCGAAGUUCAAAUCAAACCUAACCUAAUUUUAUUAUUUUUAGAAUACUUCAAAUAUCUAGUUUUAUAAAUAUUCUCGUUCAUUACAAAGUUGAAUGUUGAAAUCUCUAUUUCACACAAUGGAAUUUUAAUGUGACUUUAAUGUAUGUAUAAUCUACUUGGUAAUUGAGCUUAUCAUAAUUGUUAGCCAAAUUCCAAUAACACGUAUUUAGAAGCAAAACAAGUUAUCAAUUAUCAAACAAGACUCUGUAUUGAAACAAGAUUUUUAAUGAUCAAGAGUUGUAUAUAUAAAGACCUACGACGAUUUCUUUUUUAUACUACUAUCGAUUGACCCACGCUGUACUCCUACACCAGAAGGCAUCAAUAUGUCGAACUCCCCAUCAAAUGUCUUCGACGGCCAAGACUAUACAUUUAAGCAGUACUAUUAUCCAGUGUCAGAUGCAGAGGACAGCCUAACUUGUGUACCAGACGAGCCGGUGAAGCGAAAAUUAAACACACACUCAAAUAUCGAUGCAUUCUUUGACCAGCCAAAGAUAAAGAGGAAGAAAAACGUGUCUUCCACUGUAGGAAAAGGCUGUAAAGGGGGUGGUAUAUCAUAUAUAUCUACAAACAAAGACGAUGGUACGAAUUCGACACAUCUAAUCAAAAUAGAAAUAUUUGAUAUGAAAAAACUAUCCAAAGUUUCUGAUACAACUAAACACUGGAUGUUUGCGGAUGUGCGUGCAAAAUAUUUCGUGAUGGAAAAUGAAACAAAUAAGCACUUACAGCAAGCUAAAGAUCUCAUUUACGGAAUCACGAAGGAGAUUUCCGAAUCCGACGAGUGUAAAAAGUACCAUUUUAAUUCAAAAGUCUAAUCACUGUUGUCUAAUUGUGAAUAAAAAUAUAUAGUUUAUA